AACCACAUAAGACACUUGAAAGUAACAGAAGCGGUUAUCACUGAAGUUGAACAACAACGUGACAUUUGAAAGAAAAUCAAUUUUAAAAAUGUAUAAUUUUGAGUCAUUUCUGUCCUGCGAAACAGAUGACCAAAAGCUGGAGAAUGAGUCAGUGAACCAAGCCAUCGUCGAGAAUCCAGUGACUUUCCAUUGUGGACAAUGCAACACCGUGUGGGCUGAUUCCCGAGGGGUCUGUGGAGAGGCGACAUCCGUCAACUCUCUCAUUUGUCUUGAGGUAACCCAAGAUGUGACCAUCAAUGGUGAACGGGAGUGGAGCUUGGAUGGUCGGUUCGGUGCAUGUGUGUACAACACUCUCCGUUGCUCCGGCUGUGUCUGUCGCAUGGGGGUUGUCCUCCACUCAACACCACAGCACCUGUCUGCUCUGCGCAACCUCUUUCUCCUCAAGAAAGACAAAAUGUACUGUUACAUUUUCAGCAGUGGCCAAAUGGUGAAAGCCUCUACACUCAACUUUGGUGUAACACCACUAGGAGAAGGUAUAAGUGAGCUGACGCAACUGAUCCAGGAAGUGGAAAGUAACCUUGACAAUGUGUCAGCCGUGAUGGACGACACCCGCACGAAUGACGCCACCUCGUCUGUCCAGUAGUCAAGCUGAUCCCACACGACAACCCUCCAUCAACUGGACUUUAUUCUCUUGUUCCGUGUUCUCUGUUUUUGAAGUGCCUUUUUGUAGCCUGGUUACCAGUCUGGUUGUGCCAUCAUGCCAAAAAACAACCUCAGAAUAAUUUGACUAAAUAAGAGGACGUUCCUAUGUGUGGGUGUGCUGUUCCACCAAAAUUGACAAUUUUAGAGUGAAAAUGGGAGUUCCCUCCUUGAGAUAAUGUUCAAAAGUAGCUACCUCGUAUUCUACUGUUCGAUGUGUUUGCCUCAGUUUAUGCUAAACUAUACUUUAUAAAUGUUUACUAAUGUGACAUGGCACCUUGUGUGUGUGUGUGUGUUCAGAUAUUAAAACUUAUGUAAACCAAUAAACGUCUCAAUUGCAUACUUCUAUGACCAUGUUGCAUCUUUGUAAAGCCCUGCGCUAUAAUAAAUGUUUGCUAUCCUGGAGUGUCGGUUGACAUCUCUUGCCCAGGGACUAAGGACAGACACACUUUUCCCUUUAUCUGUGCACUGAAGAGUUCAGACUUCACCUUUUACGAGAUUUGGACGAAGAGGAAGUUGCAAUCACGCACUGAAACCAGUCCGGUCGUUCGUGCUAUUGGCACCAUGCUGCUUUUUUUUUUUUUAUUGCAGAUUCUUCAGUUAAAUACCAAACCAGAAAAAGAGGCUUGUUCUAGCAUGCCCAGGGCGUCCUCUCUCUGGAGUGCAUAGUUAAACCACAAAGCACAGUACACUCAUUCGGUUGUUUACGAGUUGAUCAAUACAGUCUUUCUGCCAUAACGGUGUGAAAUAAAUAAUAGCCUGAAAUCCAGUCUAGUUGUACUAUAAUUAACAUUGUACAUCAAAAGUAAUUUGGAUCAGAACAGGAGAACAGGUGGUUACAAUGUGCUCACUGUAAUGUCAACAACCAUCCCUGUUAUUCAAGACAUGUCAAGACAACUUAUAUCAUAGGAGGUACAAUAUCAACCUUUCAGUACAUUUUACAUUUACGUCAUUUAGCAGACGCUCUUAUCCAGAAGCAUAGCUCUAUUGAGCAACACAAAUUAAAGUCGAUUAUUGCAUGCAAUACAAAAUGUAUUACUUUUACUUUAAUCAUGCAUAAUCUUUUCACACAUUCAUGCCGUUUAAAAUGACAGAUUCUAAAAAAUCUUCUGAUCCUGACCAUCGCCACAUUAUGUAGCAUUAAAAUGAGUUUUAGAACACAGUAUUCAAGACAGGUAGUGAUAAAUGCUUUACAGUGUUCUCCUUGAGGCAUCUAUUGCUUUCAGUUAUCAGGACAGGAGGUAUAAUCCCCAUGUAUACAUAAAUACAUGAUAGUUUGAUCUGGACAAUGGUGGAACAAGGAAACAGAAUGUAAAACAAGGCAUUACAAUAGGCCAACUAAAAUCAGUGGUUCUUACAGAACGCUAUUGUAUGAAUCUGACAAAUGGCACCCUAUUCCGUAUAAAAAGUGCACUACUUUUUUCUUUCUUUCUCCCAGAGCCCAAAAGUAGAGCACUGGUCCCGUUUAGGAUGCAAGCCGGAACAGAGUUUCCCCAGAAUACAGGCUGUUUUGCCAAUCCAAAAAUUCAGCCUUUUGUUUUCAAUGUGGUACCUUUAUGUCCGGUUGGGUGGUUCUUACUUGGAACAUACUGUAUUCUAAAGUAGAGUCCCAAAACGUUCUUACUUGGAACAUACUGUAUUCUAAAGCAGAGUCCCAAAACGUUCUUACUUGGAACAUACUGUAUUCUAAAGCAGAGUCCCAAAACAUUCUUACUUGGAACAUACUGUAUUCUAAAGCAGAGUCCCAAAACGUUCUUACUUGGAACAUACUGUAUUCUAAAGCAGAGUCCCAAAACGUUCUUACUUGGAACAUACUGUAUUCUAAAGCAGAGUCCCAAAACAUUCUUACUUGGAACAUUCUGUAUUCUAAAGCAGAGUAUAUUCAAUACUCUUCCCAAAACGUUGAUUAUAGCUACUAAUAUCCUAAAAAUUCCUUUAAAAAACAGAUUACAAUAGAUAAAAUACCCUCAAAAUACACAAAUCAUGCAGAAUUGUUAUUGCUUUUAAAAAAUGUCUAAUCAAAUACUUGCUUUUUACUAUAUUCUGAACAAAAAAAAAAACGGUUUGCAUUCCAGACUGAGGUAUCACUCUACCGAUACAUUACAGUAUUCUGCUAUUACAGACUAUUUUAUUGGUCAAUGACUACUGACAAUGAUGUCGAUUCUUAAGUGUUAAUUAUAUAGAACGCAUAUAGU
Molecule: messenger RNA, 2894 nt
Organism: Coregonus clupeaformis (lake whitefish)
Lineage: Eukaryota; Metazoa; Chordata; Actinopteri; Salmoniformes; Salmonidae
Gene: oip5
Product: opa interacting protein 5
Exons: 5
Coding region: 89-643 (184 amino acids)
Biological process (GO): CENP-A containing chromatin assembly; chromosome segregation
Cellular component (GO): chromosome, centromeric region; chromatin; nucleus
Source: RefSeq, a predicted model, not a curated record